Molecule: messenger RNA, 2580 nt
Organism: Harpegnathos saltator (Jerdon's jumping ant)
Lineage: Eukaryota; Metazoa; Arthropoda; Insecta; Hymenoptera; Formicidae
Product: putative sodium-dependent multivitamin transporter
Exons: 8
Coding region: 322-2091 (589 amino acids)
Biological process (GO): transmembrane transport; sodium ion transport
Cellular component (GO): membrane
Molecular function (GO): symporter activity
Source: RefSeq, a predicted model, not a curated record
UCGUCGGGAGAGAAGCUAUCGAGGUUCCGCGUGAACAUGUGCGAAUGAUGAAAUGUGUUUGCUAUUGAAAUAAAAGUCGCGAGGCAAAUACAACGGAGAGGAAAGAAAAACGCUCGAGUUCCAUAUGCAGAAACGGUUUCAAGCGCGAGAGCGAAAGGAUGGACGCGCAGAGGAAAGAAAAAAGUGAUAUAUUGUAAAGCGUGUUUGUGUAUUAGUUCACGUCGGUGUCGUCUAACGCGAGCCUGUGAGACAGUAGAUAAGGGGAUACCAAGUGUUAAUAGAUCGUAGUGACGUGUUCACAUUUUAUUACAGUGAGACAUCAUGUCUACGUUAGUUGCCGCGGAUUACGUGGUGAUUGGUGUAUCGAUGCUCAUCAGUUCCGGCAUCGGCGUGUACUAUUGGCUCACCGGUGAUCGACAAAAGUCGACCGAGGAGUACUUCGUGGCGAACAAAUCGAUGCGAGUGACGCCGGUGGCGAUAGGUUUGAUGGUUUCAUAUUUAUCAGCGGUCAGCCUACUCGGAGUGAGCUCGGAGAAUUAUGUUUACGGCACGCAAUACGCCGUGAUCAACGUCUCCUACGGCCUCGCCACGCCGUUCGCGGCCUAUUUUUACCUGCCGGUGUUUUACAAGCUCGACGCUACGAGCGCCUUCGAGUAUCUGCAGAGGCGCUUCGGCACAGCCGCCAGAUUAACGGCCAGCUUGGCCUUUCUGGUGCAGCUGCUUCUCUACACCGGCGUGGUGUUGUAUGCACCCGCGUUAGCGCUGGAAGCCACCACGGGGAUCUCGACGAGCGCGAGCGUGAUCGGCAUAGGGCUCGUGUGCACCUUCUACUCGACGAUCGGCGGCAUUAAAGCGGUCCUCAUCACCGAUGUGUUGCAGAGUCUGCUGAUGCUGGCCGCCGUUGUCACAGUGAUCGCCACUGCGGCAGUCGACGCUGGCGGUUUCGAUCAAAUCUGGCUGAUCGCUCGCGAAGGAUCCCGAAUAGAAUUUGACAACAUCUCCCCGGAUCCAACUGUACGGCACACCUGGUGGAGUCUGACACUCGGUGGUUUCUUCACUUACCUCUCCUUAUACGGCGUUAAUCAAGUUCAGAUUCAGAGACUGCUGACCGUCAGAAAUCUGAAAGCCGGCCAGCGCGCGCUAUGGUGGAGCUGGCCGAUGGCGUCGAUCAUGUCGCUCACCCUGUGCUUCUCCGGCUUGGCGAUAUACUCGAAAUAUCGUAGCUGCGAUCCGCUCGAGGCGGGCAGGAUCAGCUCGAACGAUCAAUUGAUGCCGUUGUACGUGAUGGACACGCUGUCGGGCUAUCCCGGUGUGCCUGGGCUCUUCGUAGCCGGAAUCUUCAGUGCCGGACUCAGCACCAUCUCGGCCACGGUUAAUUCCCUCGCCGCUGUUAUCCUCGAAGAUUAUAUCAAGCCUCUCUGGCGUGUAAGAAGGAAGGAGCUAUCCGCAAGAAUGUCCGUAAUACUCAGCAAAGUUCUGGCUCUUGUGGUCGGGCUGACGUGUCUGACGAUCGCUUUCCUGACGCGAUUUCUCGGCGGGCUUUUGCAGGCAGCCCUGACAAUCUUCGGUGUCGUCGGCGGACCUAUGCUGGGUUUGUACACGCUCGGCAUGUUCGUCCCGUCGUGCAACCAGAGGGGCGCGAUCACGGGCUUCGUUCUCAGCCUCGCAUUUUCCUCAUGGAUCGGAUUCGGCCAGCCGAAACCGCCAAUCCCGCGGCUGAGUGUUUCGACCGACGGCUGCGGAUCCAACGACACCGUUAUUACGUAUCACGGAAAUGACGGCGGAUCGUUUAUUUAUGCGAGCUCGGCGAGCUACGACGACCGGUCGCAGGAGAACGGCUCCUACUUCUACCUCUAUCGCAUCUCUUACAUGUGGUACUGCCCAUUGGGAUUCCUCGUUGCCGUGGCCGUCGGAUGGGCGGCCAGCUGGAUCGCCAGAUGGAUUUUCAAGGAAGAUCCGAGCGAGAUCGAUCCUGUUUUACUGAGUCCGAUCGUGGCGAAGCGGGCGAAGCAAGGAGGACGAGGAGAAACCGAUGAGUUUUGCAGCACGAACGCGCUCGAUGAAACCUGUCGUCGUAAGAACGCGCAUUGAACGCGCGCAUUUACUCGCGUUCGCACUUCUCCGCGCGCGCGCGCGUUCGAAUGCGCACGUGGACGUCGGCUAUAGCGGCAGCGUCCGGAGCACUAACGCCGGCAAGUUUCGACGUGCGUAAACGAACGAAAUCGAGCGGACCUGGCCCCUCGGUCAGGUCGGAGUCGAAGGAGUUGGCGGGCGUAAGGCGAGAUGACGAUUGUUCGUUACUCCGUAAUAUUCAUUUUAUUCGUAAGGGACGAGAAGAAGAGAGAGAGAGAGAGAGAGAUUCGAGCGCGACGCGCUCGAUUCCGCGCCUCUCCGCGAAUCCGUCUCUAAUUUCGCUCUUCCUAGAAGCGAGAACCGAUUUUCAUACACCGUGAGUCGUGCGGCGGAAUGCCAGCACGACGUACAGACGUAAACACCACGGACCACGGGCGCGCUGUACACGUUUACCGAAACGUUCGCAAAUCACGAUGGAAUGCCGUCGGACUGGUGUCCCCCGUCUGU